Messenger RNA from Dermatophagoides farinae (American house dust mite), 2247 nucleotides. It is a transcript of the gene AsnS, whose product is annotated as asparagine synthetase. Lineage: Eukaryota; Metazoa; Arthropoda; Arachnida; Sarcoptiformes; Pyroglyphidae. Gene Ontology annotation, molecular function: asparagine synthase (glutamine-hydrolyzing) activity. The record is from RefSeq and is a predicted model, not a curated record. Gene Ontology annotation, cellular component: cytosol.
UAAGACUUACAGACGAUUUUCAAUGGCUAUCAUGAUGAUGAUGAUGAUCCCGAAAAUAAAAAGCCGUUUCAAAUGUACAAAAUGUUUCUUUUUGGCUUUAGUUUGUUUUUAUGUGUGCAUGUGGUGGCGGCUGUUUAAACAUCGAUAGGCAACCAAAUUAAUUCCAAUUCCAUCCAUCCAUCCAUAUAUACAAAUUCAUUCCGACAUCCAUAUAGUUACAGGAAAAAAAAUUUGAUUGAUAUAAAAAACAAAUACUGUUUUCGUUCGUGUGUACAACAACAACAGCAACAGAAUCAUGUGUGGAAUAUUUGCCGUACUCAAUUAUGAUGAUGAUGUAAAAAAAUUUCGCCAAAAAGCAUUGAAUCAUUCGAAAAGAAUCCGUCAUCGUGGCCCUGAUUGGUCUGGUUGUAUAAUAUCGGGAAAUAAUAUCUUUUGCCAUGAACGUUUAGCUAUUAUUGGUGUUGAUUCUGGUGCCCAACCAAUAGUUAGCCACGAUAAAUCAAUGAUAUUGACUGUAAAUGGCGAAAUUUAUAAUUAUAAAAAAUUGAAAAAUAAAAUACUAAAAGAUUGUCAAUUUGUUACCUAUUCGGAUUGUGAAGUAAUCAUACAUUUAUAUCGAAUGUUUGGUGAUGAUUUUAUACAACAAUUGGAUGGAAUAUUUUCGUUUGUACUAUUUGAUACUACGGAUGAAUCAUAUGUGGUGGCAAGAGAUGCUAUCGGUGUGACAACACUAUAUUAUGGUUAUAAUGUCGAUAAACCAGAAACAUUUUAUUUUGCAUCUGAAAUGAAAUGUUUGAAUGAUAUAUGCGAUACAAUCAUGUCAUUUCCACCGGGACAUAUUUAUGAUUCAAAACAGAAAUGUUUUCGUCAAUGGUAUCAACCAAAAUGGUAUAACGAAUCAUUGGUGCCUACACAGCCAGUCGAUUAUGAUAUGAUAAGGAAAAAAUUAACAAAAGCAGUGAAAAAACGUUUAAUGUCUGAAGUACCAUAUGGUGUACUAUUAUCGGGUGGAUUGGAUUCCAGUGUCAUUGCUUCGAUUGCGGCACGUGAAACACGUCGUAUGCUGAAACAUGAAUUUGUUGCCAAUCAAUUGUUGAAAAAAUCAGGAAAUAUUGUAAGUAGUGAUGAUAAUAGUGGUGGUGAUAACAGUAGUGGUAAUAGUAGCAGUGAUGAACAAACCGAUGUUUAUUGGCCAAGAUUACAUUCAUUUUCCAUUGGAUUACCAGGAUCUCCCGAUUUAGUUGCAGCAAGAGAAGUUGGUGCAUUCUUGAAGACUAUCCAUCAUGAAUAUACGUUUUCCAUACAAGAAGGUUUGGAUGCUAUUUCCGAUGUUAUAUAUCAUCUUGAAACAUAUGAUGUGACCACUGUACGUGCAAGUACUCCGAUGUAUUUGUUAUCAAGAAAAAUCAAAGCCAAUAGUGUUAAAAUGGUAUUAAGUGGUGAAGGUUCGGAUGAAAUAUUUGGUGGUUAUCUUUAUUUUCAUUCAGCACCGAAUGAUCAUGCAUUUCAAGAAGAAACGGUUAAACGUGUCAAAAAUCUUCAUACAUCGGAUUGUUUACGUGCAAAUAAAUCAACAAUGGCAUGGGGUUUGGAAGCACGUGUACCAUUUUUGGAUAAAGAUUUUCUUGAUACUAUUAUGAAUAUUGUUCCGAAAGAGAAAAUGUGUUCGAAAAAUCGUAUUGAAAAAUACAUUCUUCGAAAAGCAUUUGAUACAUCCGAUGAUCCGGAUAAAGAACCAUAUCUACCGGACAGUAUUCUAUGGCGACAAAAGGAACAAUUUUCUGAUGGUGUUGGCUAUUCAUGGAUCGAUUCAUUAAAAGCUGAAGCUGAACAUCGUAUAACCGAUCAAUUGUACGAUAAACGUCAGGAACGAUGGCCAGUGGAUACACCAACAACAAAAGAAGCCUAUUUGUAUCGUGAAUUAUUUGAAAUUCAUUAUCCACAAAAAGCUUGUAUUAAAAGUAUUGUACGAUGGAUACCACGUACUGAUUGGGGCUGUCCAACCGAUCCAUCUGGUCGUGCACAAAAAUCACAUAAAGAAACAUAUGAUAAUAAUGGUACAUCUAUGGAUAAUGGUGAUUGUAAAACGAUUGUAAAUGGACAGAAUGGUGGUGGUUCCAUACCAAAUGGAUCAAUGGUACAUUAAAUUUUUUGUAUCCGAAAAUGAUCCAACAUUAUGUGUGGAUGAUUAUUUUCCUUUAGAAAAAUAAUUAGAGAAAUAAAUAAAUGAAAUUUGAAAAAAACGAA